Strongyloides ratti is the source of this 684-nucleotide messenger RNA. Its product is annotated as Thymidine kinase, cytosolic. Gene Ontology annotation, molecular function: ATP binding; thymidine kinase activity. The record is from RefSeq and is a predicted model, not a curated record. NCBI's taxonomy places the organism in Eukaryota, Metazoa, Nematoda, Chromadorea, Rhabditida, Strongyloididae. Gene Ontology annotation, biological process: thymidine metabolic process. The transcript has 3 exons. Bases 1 to 684 code for a protein of 227 amino acids.
AUGGAUCUAUUUAAUUUUUAUGGUUGUGGAAUGAUUCAUUUGAUUGUCGGUCCAAUGUUUAGUGGAAAAUCAACUGAAUUGUUCCGUCUUACUAAUAGACACAUUCUUGCCAGUAAAUCUGUAAUUAUUGUCAAAUAUGAAAAAGAUAAUCGUUAUGAGGAGGAGUUGGCGUCAACACACGAUAAGAGGACAAUGAAAGCAAUAGGAGCAUUACAUUUGAAAAGUAUAUUAGAUAAGAUUAAAGCAUACGAUGUUAUUGGUAUUGAUGAAGGACAAUUUUUUGAUGAUGUUGUUGAAGUCUGUGAAUUUUUGGCAAACCUUGGAAAAAUUGUAAUAGUUGCUGCACUAGAUGGAGAUUUUCAGCGUCGUCCUUUUAAGAAUAUCAUCAACCUUUAUCCCUUGUGUGAAAAGAUUGAAAAAUUGAGUGCUGUCUGUCGGUCAUGUGGAGGUUUUGCCUCUUUUACCCUUAGAACUAUUUCAAAUUCAGAAAUUGAAGUUAUUGGUGGGGAGGAUAUUUACAAAGCCGUUUGUAGGUUAUGCUAUUUGAAAUUCAAAAAUGAAUUUAAUACACAACAAAAAGAAAUAAAAACUUUUAAGGAAAUACUAAAUAAAGAACGUUUUAAUAAUGAGAUAUUAUUUUCUCCAAAUGAUAAUGAAAAUUUAGAUCCAGCAAUAUGUACAUAA